AUGACUGUUCCUGUGAAACUGUUAUUGUUUGGAAGGGCACGAGAGUUGGCUAAUAUCUCAGAGAUGCAAUUGGAUUUGCCAACAACAAUGACCAAAAAGCGAUUGUAUGAAAUAAUCUUUGACGAGACAUUAAAAGAACUGGCAUGCCUUCGAGAAUCAUGCCUUCUGGCUGUCAAUCAAGAGUAUUUGAACGACGAAGGAACAAUUCCGAUUCAAUCGAAUUCAGAAAUCGCUGUGAUACCUCCACUGAGUGGAGGCUGA
Anisakis simplex (herring worm) is the source of this 261-nucleotide messenger RNA. Lineage: Eukaryota; Metazoa; Nematoda; Chromadorea; Rhabditida; Anisakidae. The record is from the annotation of a GenBank genome assembly.